AUGACUAAAGAUCAAAUCCCCACAGCCCCCGCGGCACCCUCGCCGCCACACAACCCUCAUCACGAAGAACACCAAUACCUCAACCUGAUCCGCGAAAUUCUCUCAGAAGGCGAGAAUAGACCCGACCGCACCGGCACGGGAACACGCUCAAUCUUUGCACCACCGCAACUGCGCUUCUCCCUCUCCAAGCCCAACCCAGCAGGCGGCGACCCAAUCCCCAUCCUACCGCUGCUCACCACAAAGCGAGUUUUCCUCCGCGCCGUGCUCGCCGAACUCCUCUGGUUCAUUUCCGGCUGCACCUCCUCGCUGCCGCUAUCCAAGGCCGGGAUCAAAAUCUGGGACGGAAACGGCAGCCGCGAGUUCCUCGACAAGUCCGGUCUCGGCCACCGCGAAGAAGGCGACCUAGGUCCCGUGUACGGAUUCCAGUGGCGACACUUUGGCGCCGAGUAUGUCGAUGCGAAAACAGAUUACACGGGUCAGGGCGUCGACCAGCUUAAGGAGGUCGUGCACAAGCUCAUUCACAACCCCUUUGAUCGCCGCAUUAUCAUGAGCGCCUGGAACCCCGCUGAUCUGAAGAAGAUGGCGCUGCCGCCGUGCCAUAUGUUCGCGCAGUUUUAUGUCUCGUUCCCGCCGGGUAUGAAGCUCGAUGAGAAGACUGGUCGUCCGUCGGAGAAGGGGACUCUGUCCUGUGUGCUGUACCAGAGAUCCUGUGAUAUGGGUCUUGGUGUGCCUUUUAACAUUGCUUCUUAUGCUCUCCUUACUCAUAUUCUUGCCCAUGCUGCGGAUCUGCAUCCUGGUCGUCUGAUCCACACUAUGGGCGAUGCGCAUGUUUAUCUUGACCAUGUUGAUGCGCUUCAAGAGCAGCUUGUGAGGGAACCGACGGCGUUCCCUGAGCUGCGUAUCAAGCGUGAUGAUCGGGGUAGCGCGGUUGUCGAUGGCUGGAAGGAGGAUGAGUUUGAGGUCAUUGGAUAUAACCCUCACAAGAUCAUCAAGAUGAAGAUGAGUGUUUAG
This is a messenger RNA of Penicillium bovifimosum, 1011 nucleotides long. Its product is annotated as thymidylate synthase. The transcript has a single exon. Gene Ontology annotation, molecular function: thymidylate synthase activity. The record is from RefSeq and is a predicted model, not a curated record. Gene Ontology annotation, cellular component: cytosol; mitochondrion. NCBI's taxonomy places the organism in Eukaryota, Fungi, Ascomycota, Eurotiomycetes, Eurotiales, Aspergillaceae. The coding region runs from base 1 to 1011 and encodes 336 amino acids. Gene Ontology annotation, biological process: dTMP biosynthetic process.